AUGCAAAAUACAGACGGAGUACCAACAACAGAACAAAUUGAAUUAUAUGUUCCAAGAAAAUGUGCUGCCAGUAAUAAAAUCAUCGCAGCUAAAGAUCAUGCUGCUAUUCAAUUGGAUAUUGCUGAAGUUGAUGAACAUACAGGACGAAUUACAGGAAAAAACCGUACAUAUGCCUUAUGUGGCUCAAUUCGAAUGAUGGGUGAAGGAGAUGAUUCAAUUUUACGAUUGGCUGCAAGAGAUGGUUUUGUUGGAAAAGGAUAUUUUGCUAAAGAAUCAAAAUAA
Rotaria socialis is the source of this 282-nucleotide messenger RNA. The record is from the annotation of a GenBank genome assembly. NCBI's taxonomy places the organism in Eukaryota, Metazoa, Rotifera, Eurotatoria, Philodinida, Philodinidae.